GCUGAACCUGUGACUUCGGCCAUUGUGCUUUUGGCUUGACACGGCAGCCAAUUCAGCUGGGAAGACGUUGUCCGAUUCUCACAAUAUCUUCAAGUAUCGUACGAUCGAUUCUUACUUUGCCAAUGCCGGGCUCCUACCGAUGGUUGUGAGAUACCUCGUAAUUACCUGUUCGCUUCUGUUCAGCAAUACCCAUAUCUGGCUGUCUCGUAUGAUUUUGCACUUCGAUCCAUGCACGACGCGAUAGGUCGAAAUCCACAAGAUGUAUCGAAUAUUCAAGUCCAUUGAUUCGCGGCAUAUAUUGCACAUGAUUUCGAAUCCCUUGUCGUUAUCUAACUUCCUCCUACGGAAUGCUUCGAACACCUUGACUAGAAUGUUGUGCUUGUUAAAGCAUACAUAUAAUUCUAGGUCACAAAUGGAGCACUGAUCCCAGUCCCAUCAUCAUACACAUCUCAACAACCACUGUUCGAGCAACAUGAUGAAAGAGUUACUCGAAAACGAAAGCCAGCCUCUUUACAUCGGACAAUCGGUGUUCGAUAUGGCUCUUGAGCAAGAUCUUGACCAAGCAAUCGCCCUACACUACAUUCCUGCUGAUUUACUGUCUGAUCGAACCGAAGAAAGUGUCAAUCCCACAGAGCUGCGCUUCCUUCAUCAGCGUUUGAAAUGGCCAGUCUCCCUUCCGGACAAGUCAGUCGAAUAUUCCACUUCUGAGCCGCCAUCUCAAUGCUUAUACUCAGGCGGCCGAUCGCCUCUACCGUCCGCCAAUGCUGUGUCCAGAAUGGUCGACUGGUGUCGGACGCGGUGUGAUGACUACCUAACCUCCGGACCUGCGUCCCCGCCUCGGCUCUCGCGGUCUUUGUACGAAGCCUUGAGUGGCAUACAACUUGAACAUCCGGGUGCAAAAGCCGGCAAAGGACAAAAGCGAGUAAUGCCAAUCACAAAGAGCCACACCAGCCGGACCGCACGCUUACGGGCAUUUGAGAGAGAAGUCUUGCUCGAAGCCCUUGCUAGAAGCCGAGAGGAUGACUACCUAGAUUCGUCCAAAUUUGUAUUCAAGGACCCCAUGCUGGUUGCUUCCUGCAUUCUCGAGGAGUAUCGGCGGAUACAGUGGGCGAAGGAGAUGCUAGUGCUGUUUCCUACUCAAUGUCGCCGGUUAUGUCAAUGACGAUCCCAAAUAGAAACCUGUUCGAAACUGCGGAAGACGACUGAAUUAUCAGCUAGGCGUGAACAUAGUAAUAGGGGUUCCAAUAUUCGGUGCUUCAUUUUUGCAGCAUGAAAAGGGAUGGCGAGCCUUGGGAUGGCGUGUCCUAUUGAGGUUCACACAGCUACGGCAUGGACAAAUUAAUCCUCCUGGUUUGCUCCUCUGCGAGAUUGAGAGAUAUGAAGUCAUUGUUCAGACUCCUACCUCUCACUCGGUCGCCCGCGAGAAUCCGCAUUAACAUUCUCAACGAAGACAGUACACUCCUUUGGAUAUGCAGCUACCAUUUCCUUUGCCCAGCCUUCGCGACGAUAGUCUUCUAGCGGCCACACGCAUGCGUAUGCCUC
Molecule: messenger RNA, 1542 nt
Organism: Exophiala xenobiotica
Lineage: Eukaryota; Fungi; Ascomycota; Eurotiomycetes; Chaetothyriales; Herpotrichiellaceae
Exons: 2
Coding region: 473-1162 (229 amino acids)
Source: RefSeq, a predicted model, not a curated record